CAUGCUAGAGAGAAAGAAACCAAGAGAACAUUGCCUUAAAAGGAAUUCAAAUAAGUACAAUGACAAACAUGAUUUCUAUUGUAAAAGUUCCCUGACAUCACGAAAGACGCUGAUUGGAUGAGGAAAGGGAACAUGCUAGAAGGGCCCCUUGGGUGAUAAAAAGAGAGACGUGAUGUCCCUUGUCUUGGGUGUGCUGCUGGAAGCAUCUCAGUGGGCUUUCCUCGGCCUACUUGCUGUGGGUGUGCUACUUGAAGCACCUCUGGUUUGCAACUCUGUGUGUUGUCUGUCUUUUGCGGUGGCUGUUAGCAGAAAAUUGGUAUCGAGACUUGACUGCUUUACCAGCCCAGUUGGUGAAUUCCUCUUGCAAUGGCGAGUGCUGGCCACCAGGUGUGGGUUGGCUUCAUUGAUGGCCUUCCAGUGGUGGGAUCUGUGAAAGAGGCUGUGGAGUGGGUUCUGGCUGUAGCUGCUGAUGAUUCACUUAAGGCAAAGCUGAAACUAGACGCCAUCAAUGGAAGACUCCCACAGAAGAGCAGAUAUGAUAAGUACUCGCGGAGUUCGUCAGGAUAUGCUUCUGACAGCACCUGGGCUGGAUAUUCCUCUGACAGCUCUACAUCAUCUGGAUUCUCUUCAGGCAAACCAGCCAGGCACGACACAAAGUAUGAGCUGAAAUGUGUUCCUGACGUGAACCUGAAGGCCUACAUCACAGAAGUAGCAAAAGGAACGAAAAGCCAGCAGACAGGGAAACCACCAGUGAAAUCUAAAACGGAUCAGAAGAAAUUGCAAGAGAUUCGGGAUAUGACACUGCGGAAGAUCCAACGUAUCAACCAGAAUUUCGAAUUCAACAACCCUCUUGUUGAUGAUGGUAAAAGGGCCAGAAGGGGAGAGCAUGUUAUCAACAAUGAUGUAAUUUCAUUUUACUACAAAACUGUAGAUGAUUUCAUGAAGGAAACCUUCUAUAUGCCAAACACACUUGGGAUUGAGUCUCCCCUUGAUAAUAACACAAGUGAAGCCAUUCAAACUGAGUUGGUAGUGCAUUUUGAUGAAGAUGAGCUGUACAUCAAUGCUAAUGCACUGAUAUAUGGUGAGUACAGUCGAGUGCUGAAGCAGGCCCUUAAAAGUUGGCUGUUAGCACCAAGCCAGGAACUUGUUGGGCCUGUGAACCGCAUUGUACAGAUCAUGAAUGAGGAGGAGGCUUAUGUUGAUCCGCUGGCAAGGGACAAAUAUAUUAGGAAUCAGAAUGCCAGACGAGUUCGUGUUGAGACUAUCAGAGGACGGGUGGUAGAUAUGUUAACCAACUGGCUGCAAUAUUUUCAGGCCGCUAAAACUGGAAUCGACGCCAUACAUGCCCGCAGGUAGUGAGUUGGCCUGGCCUUAAUGAUAAACAAGGGAUAGCCUCAAGGAUAAAUGCCUCUGCAAAGAAUGGAAUUUUAACCAAGCAAUUUCUUUGUGGACUCAUGACUUGUGUUUCUUACUGAAUUGUUUGCUUAAUAGGACAGCAGAGGACAAGGCUGCAUGUCAAGUUCAAUAAACAUAGAAUAAACCUUGUCCUUGUCAUGCCAAUUGUGUUUACAAAUUGUUGAUUAUACCUGGCAAGCUUCACUUAAUAAAUUAAGUCUUUGUAGAACAC
Engraulis encrasicolus (European anchovy) is the source of this 1627-nucleotide messenger RNA. RefSeq lists its product as uncharacterized. The coding region runs from base 367 to 1356 and encodes 329 amino acids. NCBI's taxonomy places the organism in Eukaryota, Metazoa, Chordata, Actinopteri, Clupeiformes, Engraulidae. The record is from RefSeq and is a predicted model, not a curated record. The transcript is spliced from 3 exons.